Messenger RNA from Cuculus canorus (common cuckoo), 13080 nucleotides. Its product is annotated as sacsin-like. The transcript is spliced from 7 exons. Gene Ontology annotation, molecular function: Hsp70 protein binding. Bases 263 to 12214 code for a protein of 3983 amino acids. NCBI's taxonomy places the organism in Eukaryota, Metazoa, Chordata, Aves, Cuculiformes, Cuculidae. The record is from RefSeq and is a predicted model, not a curated record.
GACCCAGUGUCUGGGAGAUGAGCAGCAGAGACUCAGUGUCCAGAAGCUCAUCAGUGGGUACUCAGUGUUCGCAAGCUCACUGGUAGGGACUCAGUGUCUGGGAGAUCAUCAGAGGGGGCCCAGGGUCUGAGAGCACAUCACCGGUGACCCGGGCAUCCAGGAGCUCAUCACUGGUGACACAGGCAUCGGGAACUCAUCGCAGGGGACCCAGCGUCCAGGAGCUCACCAGUGGGGACCUAGGCAUCCCCCCGAAGUGUCUGUCAUGGCCCUCAAGCAGCCAAAUGCGGAGGCCUUCUGCCAGCGGGCACCCAUCUUCCUUGACUACCUGCACAGCAUCCUGCAGAAGUACCCCAACGGGGGGCAGAUCCUCAAGGAGCUGGUGCAGAAUGCAGAUGACGCCGGCGCUAACAAGGUCGUGUUUGUGUCUGACGAGCGGGAGUUUGACAUCACCAGAGGAGGACUGGAGGGCACUCAGGGCCCAGCUCUCCUGGCCUACAAUGAUGCCGUGAUGUCCCCCCGAGACUGGACAGGGCUCAUGCGCCCAGGGGUGUCACACAAGCGGAAGGAUCCCAGCACUGUGGGGCGCUUCGGACUGGGCUUCACCUCCGUCUACCACCUCACCGACUUGCCAGGUGUGCUGAGCCCUCCAUCCUUGGGGUUACUGGAUCCCGAAUGCCAGGUCCUGCCAGGUGCUGGUGCUCGCUGGGACGUCUCUGCAGCCCAAGACCUUCCUGGCCUUUUCGAGCCCUUCUGGGCAGGGCUGGAAGCUGUAGGACAGCACCGUGGCUCUGCCCAUGGCACCCUCUUCCGCUUUCCCCUCCGCCGGCAGCCCUCUGGAAUUGCUGCAGGGGUUUCUGAUACUGAGCACAUCCGAAGCCUCCUCCAAACCUUCCUUGCUGAGGCCCCCCUUGCCCUUCUCUUCCUCCGCCAUGUCCGCCGCGUGACCCUGCACUGUGUGGCCCCUGAUGGGAUCCAGACACUCAUGGGGACCCUUGUGGCAUCUCCUCGGCCUCUCCCGGUCCCAGGACCAUCAGGGGAUGAGGGACUGAGUCUGUCGUGGUGCCUGUUGUCCCUGCAUGGGGAUGGGGUGGAGGACAGGAGCGAGUGGCUGGUGGCCACGGGCAGGGCCACGGAGGGGCCAGCCAUGGAGCUGGGCAGAAGGCUGGGGUGCCGUCCUGAGCUGAGCCUGGCGCACCCCCUCCGUGGGCUCUGCCAAGGGCGGCUGUGCUGCUUCCUACCCCUGCCAGCCACAGAUGAGACAGCCACAGGGCUCCCUGUCCAUGCCAGUGCCCCCUUUGCGCUCUCUGACGACCGCCGCCACCUCCGCUGGCCCGAGAAGGGUGAGGAGGGUGAGCAAGAUGCCCGCUGGAAUGCCCUGCUGCUCCUUGGCCUCCUGCCACGGGUCUACAGCCACAUGGCCACCACGGCCAUGGCUCUGCCUGGUGCAGACGCCUACAGAAUCUGGCCAGACCCUGAGCGCACACCGAGCUGCGGCCGCAUCCACUCUUUGGUGACCCGUGUCUGCCAGGAGCUGGCAGCUGCCCACACCCUGGUGCCUGCCAAGGAGGGCGCCUUGGGGCGGCUGCGGGCAGCUGAUGCCGUGCUGUUGCCGGAGACGGCGGGGGACAUGGCCAUGCGGCGAGUGGUCCGGACUUUGCUGGUGGCAGCCGGGGAGCCAGUGGCCGAGGUCCCAACCCAUGUCCAGAAGGCACUGGCUUUGGGGAUGGCAGAGGGUGUGCGGGAGGCCACGGCGGGCCACGUACGGGAGGUGCUGCGGCGCCAUGAGGCUAUAGGACUCCCGGCUGCCGAGCGGCUCACCCUACUGCACUACGUGGCCAGGGAUGGGAGACAUGCUGAGCUAUGGGGUCUCCCCCUCCUGCCUCGCGCUGAUGGGACUUUUGUGGCCUUUGGGACUGCAUCAGCCAUGGUCUACGUGGACACGGCCGACUGCCCCAGGGAGCUCCUGCCUGGUUUGGCUGGGUCCUUCCUGCCCUCAGACCUGGAUCCAGGCUUGGACAGCCUCCUGCGAGACAUUGCCAAAGCGGGUCUCUUCCCCAACCUGGUUCUGCUGGACCCAACUGUGACCAUCCAGAUGCUAUGCUUGGCUCUACCCUGCACCUGGAUUUCCAAGUCUUCAACCCCAGUGACUUGGUGCCCAGCCCAAGGACCUCCUCAGCCUCCAGGCUCCUGGUUACCAGCCCUGUGGAAAUUCCUGGAACACCAUGUAGAAGACUUGAGUCCUCUGCAAGGGCUCCCUCUCAUCCCGCUGUCCCCACUGGAUGGCCCCAGUAUCCGUCUUGCUCCGCUGAUACACCAGUCAAGUCUUAUCUUCCAGGUGUGGGAAGAUCAGUGCCUUCCACCUGCUGUGGCUUCUGUCCUGGAGGUCCUGGGUUGUGCAGUGGUACCACCAGGCGUGUGGCACCGCUCCCUGUCCCACUACAUCCUGCCUCCAUCCCCACUCAAUGCCCUGCGUGCCCUGGGCAGGCAAGGACCUGCAGUUGUGGCCUCCCGCCUGGCCUCACUGCCUGCUGCGGAUGUGGUCACUCUCCGACUCUACCUGGCAGACGUCCCAUCCCUGACAAAGGAAGACAAGGACACACUGGCUGCUCUGCCCCUCUUUGUCCAACUGCCCUGCUUGGCCACCCCACAGCCCACGGAGCUGGUACCGGCCGGUGCCAUGCCAGCACUGGAGCCAGAGCUGGAGGUGCCCCAAGAUGUGGUGCUCCCAGAGGCCGUGUUGCAGUGCAGGGAUGAAGUUGACCGGCGGCUCCUGGGGAGGCUCCAGAGGUCCUUCGUCAGUGCAGCCCACGUGGCACUGAAGGCCAUCAAAGCUGUGGACCACGGUGCCUAUGCAGGGCGGGUGGCUGAGAGACAGGCUCUGCUGCUUUGGGUGCUGCAGCACGGAGACCUCCUCUUUGCACAGAACCCCCAGCUCCAGCAGGCAUGCAGCAGACUGGCCUUCCUGGAGACCUCUAAAGGCCCAGCACGCCCACGAGAUCUUUAUGACCCCCGAGAGAACUCCUUGCAGGCACUGCUGGGCCCUGAGCGCUUUCCUCCUGCUGCGUUUUGCACGUCGCCUGUCCUCCGUGCCUUGAGAACCCUCGGCUUGCGGCACGGCAAGGGGUGCCUGGUGCCUUCAGACAUCCUAGAGGCUGCAGCAAGUGUGCGUCGGGGUGAUGCAGUGGCUCUGGGCAGGGCUGAGGCACUGAUUGAGGUCUGCAACCACCCUAAGGCACUGGAUGAUUUCACUGCUGCAGAGCUCAGGCAGCUCCAGGAGCUGCCAUGGGUGCCUCGCUCCAAGUGCACUGGAAAGCCUGGACAGCCCUUCCUGCCCCCCAGGGAGCUACGAUCUACCAAGUACCAGCCCGUGGUGGGACUCGCUAUGCACCUGACUGACACCUUUGCUCCAGAGGCAGAGAAGAAGCUCGGGCUGAGCCAGACCCCACCACCAGAGAGAGUGUGGGAGCAGCUGAGAAAGCUGGCAACGUGCAGAGACUUGGCCAAGGUAGGUCUUGCACUCCGACCUGUCUACCAGCACAUGCAAGAAAACUUGAAGACCUUUAGGGCUGCCCCAGAUGAUGCUGUGGUGUGGACCGGGGCUGGGUUUGUCCUGCCACGUGAUGCUGUGUUGUACUACCCAGAGAAGGUGGAGUUGGGGGCACUGGUGCCCCGGGUGCCCGAUGACUUCUUGUCCUACAGCUGCCUCUUCAGGGCUUGGGGUGUGGAGGCAAGGGUGAGCGAGGAGAGGGUGGUUGCAGCCCUGCGCUGCCUGGGCCAGGACAUAGACAGACGCAGCUCCAGAGCCGGCACUGAAGCAGAGUUGCAGGUGGUUGUAGCUGUCCUGGAGUGGCUUAAGAGCCGAGGGCACCAUGGCGAGGGCACAGUGCCCAUUCCUGUGAGGAUCCUGGAGAGUUUUGGCUUUGCCCUCCGUUCAGCUGCCUCUACUGUGUACCUGGACAUGGAACUGGAGGCAGAAGAGGAUGUUGAGGAGGUGGUGCACAAGGCAGUGCCACCCAGCAUAGCCACAUUCCUCGGCACGGAACUGCUCAGUACGCGGGUGCUGGGGCCAGAGCCAUUCGCAGCCUGUGGCCCCUCAGAGCCCAUCACCUUGCGGCUUCGCAACAUCCUCCGGGAGUACGGCGAGGAGAGUGACCUCUUUACGGAGAUGGUCCAGAACGCAGAGGAUGCUGGAGCUACCAUAUGCCGCUUCCUCCUGGACCUCCGGCUCUGCAAAAAGCCCACCUCUGGGCUGCUGGACCCUGCCAUGGCUGCCUGCCAUGGCCCAGCCCUCUGGGCCUACAACAAUGCCCUAUUCACUGAGGAUGACCUCCGUAACAUCACACGGAUUGGGGCUGCUACAAAGGAGGGCAAGGCAGACAAGAUCGGACGCUUUGGGCUGGGCUUCAGCUCUGUCUACCGUGUCACAGAUGUGCCAGCAGUGCUGAGUGGGGAGACACUACUCAUCUUUGAUCCCAAUGGCACCCAUCUGGGCAAGCACAUCCCCAAAGGCGGCUGCCCUGGCAUCCGCCUGGACUUCUCCAGACGACCACGCAUCCUCCGUGCCUUUGCUGAGCAAUUCUGGCCUUACCACGGUAUCUUUGGGUGCCGCCUGCCUGAGCCAGGACCUUUUCCAGGGAGCCUUUUCCGCCUGCCUUUUCGCACUGAAGAGGAAGCUGUGACAUCUCAGAUUUGCUCGGAGGCCUUUGGUACAGAGCGCAUCCAGUCCCUUGGCACCAGCUUCCUUGGCUCUAACCGGCUCCUGCUGCUCUUCCUGCGGAAAGUGAGGGAAGUGUCCUUGGAGACGCUGCCAGAAGUAGCCACCUCUGCAAAGGAUACCACACCUCUGGCUAUACUGCGGCGAAAGGAGAUCCGAGACUUGGGGGUGCCUGGGGACCCCCCAAGCUGGGCAGCCAUCGAGCAGCUCACAGCCUGUGAGGAGGCAUCCAAGACCACACUGCACUAUCUAGUUUUAGUGUGUCUGGGUGACGGGGAGUCGCUGGAAUUGUUUCACCAAAACUCACAGGCAGGGCUCCAUCCUCUGCCUCCAGUGGCUGGUGUGGCCCUUCCUCUUUCCCUCACUGCAGAUGGCAAGUGGGUGCCACGCCUGGAUGCUGAGGAGGGGAAAGUCUUCUGCCACCUUCCCAUGCCAAUUGCCUCAGGGCUGCCAAUCCACGUGCACGGAGCCUUCAGCAUCCUCUCAAAUCGUAAGGGGCUGUGGGACACGGCAGAGCGGGGUAAGUGGAACCGGGUGCUACUCCGCAGUGCUGUGCCAGCUGCCUGGCUCCGGGCGUUGGACCAUCUCUGUACCAUGCAUGAGGCGGGUGAGUUGAAGAGCUAUGAAUAUCAUGACUUCUGGCCAGACACUAGCACUGCCCGUUACCCCUUUACAGAAGCUGUCACUGGUUUCUACGAGGCUGUGUCAGGCAAGAAUGGCCCCAGGCUCUUUUCUGAUGGUCGCUCAUGGUGCUCACUGCAGGAUGCCCGCUUCCUGCACCAAGCAGUGGUCAGACACCCCGAGCUGGGUGCUGUAGCAAAGCGCGUCUUUGCCACCACUCUGCCCCAUCCUCUGUUAGCUGUGGCCUUGCCAGAGAAGGUGCAGAAGGGCCUCAGGAAGGCAGCGAAUGCUGGCACCUAUGACUGGCCCCGCUUUUACUGUGAACUCGUACUUCCCAACUUGGAAAAUCUCUCUGUUGUUGACCGAGACCCUCUAAUUCUCCAUGCUCUGGAUAUGUCCCAUGAAGAUGUGGACAAAAUGCUGCGGACAGUGCCCUGCAUUCCAGCCACGCCUCAUGGCCGCCUGCAGCUCAUCAGUCGUCUGGUGCAUCCCAGAGGCCGUGCUGCCUCUUUAUAUGACCCUGAGGAUGGACGCUUCCCCACUGGGAAGGCCUUUCUUUCCCCAGAAAGAUUAAGCCAACUGGAGAGGCUGGGCAUGGUUAAGGACAAAACGACUCUGCCAGAGCUGCUGGAGGUGGCAAAGACAGUGGAGUUUGUGUGGACUAAGAACCGUGCCCAGGGCUGCCAGAGGGCUGCCUGCAUCCUUGAGCUGCUUCAGGAUGCAGUGGAGGAGAGGGUGAACAACACCAUGCAGGCAGCUUUCAGGACUGUGCCCUUCCUCCCUGGUACACUGCCCACUGGUGAACACGUGCUGUUGCCAGCAGCCCAGCUCUACCAUAACGUCCAUGCCCCAUUAGUGGGACUCAUCCAGCCUAUCUUGGCCCCUAAAAUGCUGAGAGAAGACUUCAGCCUCUCCAAUGAGGUUUCAUCUUUCUUGGGGCUGGACCAGCAGCCAUCAGUAGCUAUGGUCCUUAAGCAGCUGCAGGCACUGAGCUGUACCUCCAACGCUCUCCCUUUGGAGAACCUGCAGCACAGCACCCACUGCUGCUACAGGCACCUGCACACACUGCUCCAGAGAGAUCACUCCAUCCGCGGCGAGGUGGCUUCUGCAGUGGCCCAAGGGGAGCCCUUCAUUUUAGUGGGCUCCCGCUUUAUGCCAGUCACGGCUGUGGCUGAGACUCUAUCAUUUGAGGCUGUCCCAUAUCUUCACCAGCUCCCAGAGCAGUACCGGCCCUACAGUCAACUCUGGGAGUGUGUGGGGCUGCGCCACACAUUCACCUGGGAUGAUUAUGCCCAAGUGCUCCUCACCCUGGCAAAGAUGCAUGCUGGAAAGCCACUGCCUGCCGCAGAGCUGGCUCUGGCCUUGCGGCUGGUGUCUUGUGGCUUGAUGGCAGAUGACAAAAAGCCAGAUGCCUACCAGAGCCAGCAACUUUUUCUGCCUGACCAUGAGGGUGUUUUGCGUCCACGGGACAAGCUCCAUUUCAAUGAUACGCCAUGGAUGCCAGUGGACAGAGAUGUCCUGCUGUGCCAUGACCAAUUGUCUCGAGCCACAGCCCUGCACUGUGGGGUGCCUACCACACGCCACUGGGCACUAGAGAGGAGCCGACUGCACGCUGCAGAUCUCAGCCUCUGGGCACAGCCAUUUGGGGCCCGUGAAGAUUUGCCUACACGGCUGAAGAACAUCUUGGGUGAGUAUCGAGCAGCUGCUCAUGAUUUGGUGACAGAGUUGCUCCAGAAUGCAGACGAUGCUGGUGCGGGGUUUGUGCACUUUGUGUGGGACCGCCGGCAGCACCCAGUGGAUUCCACUUUCAGUGAGAACUGGAACUCCCUGCAAGGCCCUGCCCUCUGCAUCUACAACGACGCUCCCUUCCAGCAGCAGGACAUCGAAGGCAUUCAGCGUUUGGGAGUGGGUGGCAAGCAAGGCCGGCAGGAUGUCACAGGCAGAUACGGCCUUGGCUUCAACACUGUCUUCCACUUUACUGACUGCCCAGCCUUCCUUACUGGAGACAGUGCCCUGUGUGUCUUUGAUCCCCACCUCCACUACGUGCCAGGAGCCACAACUGAGACUCCUGGUGGGAUGUUCGCUGUCAACCCUGAAUUCAAGAAGACCUUUCCAGAUGUUUACGGCACCUUCCUACCCUCUCUCUUCAAUCUGAACCAGGGUGUCCUUUUCCGGCUGCCUCUCCGCACUGCAGCUGGGGCUGCCAUCUCCAAGGUGUCCGGCAUGGCUGUGCGGGAUGAAGACCUCAUGGAUAUGGAGGCAAUACUGUCUGAGGAAGGUGAGGACUUAGUGCUCUUCCUCCGGCAUCUCCGGGUCGUGGUCUUCUCUGAGAUUCCCCCAAAUGGGAAAGAAAUGUUGCAGAAGAUACGGAUUACCACAAAGAUGACAGAUGGUGAUGCAGAGCUGAGACAGAGUUUUCAAUCAAGGUUAAGUCAUGCUGUGGAUGGGAACAGCCCCACCUAUGUCUCCUAUAUGAUGACAGUCCAAACCAGCAAGGCCAAGGCCAAGGCCAAGGCCAGCACCGCGUGGAGAGUCAUCUCCCAGAUUGGGGUGUGGGAGGGGGCGGAGGAGUCUCCGGUGCUUGGGCAGAUGCCCUACGGGGCUGUGGCUGCCUGCCUGAAGCCAGCGGGCUUGGACAAAGUCAGAGGCAAAGCUUUCUGCACCCUCCCACUACCACUGAGCACAGGGCUGCCUGUGCACAUCAAUGCCAACUUCUCCGUGGAUGCGGCCAGACGCAGUGUCUGCUGGGACCCAGGUAGCACAGAGGCAGCCUGGAACGUCUUCUUGCUCAAGCACUUGGUGGCUCCACUAUACUGUGCCUUUCUCACCAAGCAGUGGAAAGCCCUGGGGUCUGAAAGGCUCCAGUUCAAUUCCCUGAGGGCCUGCCAGCAGCACCUGGCCUACAACUACCUCCGGUUCUUCCCUGAUGUGAAAAAAGUGCUACCUGACUUUAAGAAUCUGGUAAAGGACGUCUAUAGGCACCUCAGUCAUGCACGCCUGCCCCUGGUGCCUGUACACCACGUGAAUUCCCCUGACGGCACAGUGACGGUAACCUGGGCAUCUCCAGGUGGUGGGGAUGUGCUAACAGAGCCAUACUUCCUCAAGGUGGCACUUGACCCAGCUGUCCAGGAGGUGCUGCAGCACCUGAACAUGAACCUAGUGCCGGCAUUCACUGACAUGCAGUGGAUCUACGAGGCAUUUGUUGAAGCCAGUGUGGAGGCUGUCACCUUGCAGCCAGCCUCUCUCCGGUGCUUCCUUAAGGCCCUGCCGCUCCCUGUGCCCUGCACACUGUCUGAGACACCCCUAGGGACCCCGAAGAACUGCUCCAUCCUGCUAAGACAGUGCAUGGAGCCCACAGAUAGGAACCACGCAGAACUGGAAGGCCUCCCCUUGCUGGUCACACAAGAUGGCUGCCUGAAUACCCUCAGCAUCAACCACCCAGUCUUCGAGAACUCCUUUGCCCACCUCUUCCCUUACCAUCCCCACCGCUUUGCUGACAAGUUAAUUUCUAACUUGAGCCUGCCUCACUUUGUGAAGAAGCUUGGCUUCCAAGAAGCCGCACCACUCAUCCAGGAGGCACUGGAUCAGCUGAAACAGACCACAGAGCAGAAGAAGUGGCUCAAGGAGCUGUGGAAGUUCUUCAGCAGUGUGGUCUACACAGCCUUAAAGGACAAACAGGAGCUGGAGGCAGGUAUGAAUUCAUUCAUGGAUCAUUUCCAGAAUGCGCUGGUGCUGCCUGUUCAGAGACAUCAGGCAGGCUCAGAGGACCUCCUGCCGCUAUCCUCCCUCCCCAAAGUUCUUUUUCAGUUGGACACAGCCGUGUCCAAAGUGCUGCACAAGCUGGGCAUCCCGGUGCUCCAGCAGUCCCUGCUGCCUUUUGACUUUGCCUACCACUGCCUGAAGACAAGGACAUUGCAGACCACAGUGCCCAGGGCGGUGGUGGCCCAGCUGGCAGACACCACAGCAAAUCUCUGCUGGAAGGACUUAAACGAUGAUGAUGUCAAUGACCUGCUGCGCUUUGUGCAGGGAAACCUGGAUUCACAAGUACUGAAAAAGCUUCAGUUCCUGCCUCUCUUCCACAAGUAUGGUGGGGGCUACGUACCUGUGGCACCUUACCGCAAGGUGCUGUUGCUCGACAGCCAGUGCCCAAACCUGCCCCGGGCUGCCCAAGCCCUGUACAGCCUGAAGAAGGACACAUUGCUGCUCACGGCAAACAAGAUCCACAGGCAGCUGGCCUCGCAUUUUCAGUGGCAGCUCACAAAUGACAAGGAGCUCUUCAUGACCAUCGUGCUGCCCCAACUGUCCCAGCUCACAAUGCAAGAGCUUAUGAAUGCCGUGCACUUGUUCUUUGCCCUGAAACAGCAAAGAAUCUUUGACUUUGAGUCCAAAGAAAGGGUUGUGGCAGCUUUUAAGUCUGUGGCCUUUAUACCCGAUGCCCAUGGUGUUCUGUGCCUGCCCUCCUACUUCUACGACAACAUGGACUCCUUCCGUACUCUGCGGCUCCAAAACCGCUUUGUGCCUGAGUCUUUCUUGGUUAAGCUGGGUUGCAGCCGGUCAGAUGCUCAGAUCUUCCUGUUAAAGGUAGGUGUCCGCACCAGCCUCUCUUUGGAGGAUUUUGUGGCACUGGCCCUGGAGAUAGAGCAUGAAGCCAGUCAGGCAAGGCACCGCACUGAAGACCUGCUGGCGCGACAGAAGGAGAUGAUCAAGCAGCUUGGCACCUUGCUGAACGAUCCCUUGUCAGAGGAUUCAUUGAGACAAAUUGCCGCAAUCCGCUUUCUGCCUCCGCUAGAGAUUCCCACAGAUUUGAUGAACCUGCAUCCCCCUUUUGCAGCCUGCACUAAGCCUGUGGCCCUGAGGGGCAGCGUUUACCACCGCCAAGAUGUGGCUGAGCUCCUAUGGACUUCAGCUACCAUCCUGCCAAUGUCCUUAGUACUCCAGGAGAAACUCCAGGAGUCCAUGGGAGUCCUUGCAGAGAUACCCACUGCCCUGGUGCUGGCCAAUCUGGAGCAGGUAUGCAGGGCAGCCUGCCAGACACAACAGCAGGUGAACACAAGGACCAGGGUGCUCCAGAAGAUGUACAAUUUCUUGCAGACCCAUCUGAAGGAGGUGGAUGCAGGGCGCCUUGCUGAGCUGCCUGUGGUAUUGGCCAAGUCAGGAGACAUGGCUAUGCCACGGCAAGUAGUAAUGUCACUCCCAAACGAGGCUGACUUUUAUCCCUAUCUCUUCUCUCCUAACCCUUGCGUGGCUGCCUACGGAGACCUUCUGCAACACCUUGGGGUGGCCCUGCUCCCCACGCUGACUCACUACAGCCAUAUCCUGGCCCAAAUCCACAAGGAGAGCCUUGUCAGUAGAAUUCUCAAUGCUAACCAGAAGAAGACAGUCCUGCUGGCCACACAGCAAUUCUUCCGGCUGCUGCAGGAGCCACCGGAGCGCCUUGAUUUCUUCUCUGUGUCUGAGCUGUACCUGCUGAGCACUGCUGACCGCCUGGAGCCGUCCAACAGCCUGUACUUCAACGACUGCGUGUCCUCAAGUACCUCCAAGGCCUUGGAGAAGACCUUUGUGUUUAUGGCUGACCUGCCAGGGAUCAGGUGCAAUGCCUGGUGGCUGCUGCAAAUGCUCCCACAGCGCCUGCGGCCUCAGGCACUCUCAGAGAUCAUGGAGCAGAAGCUGGAGGAGGACAAUCUGCAGCCAUGUCGCUAUGGCUCUCACUGCCCUGUGCAGAGGCAUCUGCAGACCCUUCUGGUAUCCCCGUGGUUUAGGAUGGGGCUGGAGUCCCUGCUCCAGUGGCAGAGCCACAAGGCUGUGAUGAGAAUGGAGGGGAACGGUGGCAUUGCAGUGGAGCAGCUGAAAGUGCAGUGCUGUGAGGACAUCCGCACUGUGCUGGUCCACUGUGGUACAAAGGUGGAGGGCAGCUCCCAGUCACGGGCCGUCCAUGUAUCUCUGGCUGGUGGUGGCCAGCGGCUCCUCUACAUCCGGCACACAGAUAUGGUGCUGGACCGGCACCAGCUGAGGGUCCUGGAGACGCUGGUGCAGGAGAUCAAUACCAUCAUGGGUGGACAACUGGAAGCACCUGCCUUGUCAGUGCUGCGUGAAAUGCUUGUCUGCCAGGUGCCACGGGAAGUGGCCACUGUUCUGGAGGAGAAUGAUGUGGCACUGGUGGGUGGUGUACCAGAGCCAGAGGAGGUCAUGGCACCAAAGCUGGAGCCAAAGCUGAAGAUGAGGCUGCAGGAGGAGGCUGUGGCAGAGGGGAAGCCACAGAAGGACCAAUGCGGCCUCAUGUCAGAGGUGAAAGGCCAUGCAGAUCACAGCCUGACAGCCUCAUUGCGGUGGCUUGCUGUCAAGCAGCCAAAGGUGUUACGGGACCUCUACCCCCAGCACAACCCUGAGGGCACUGCCCAGCAGGACUUCUGGGGUCAGAAAGGCCAUGGCUCCUGGUUGUGCAAUGAGGAGGCCACAACUCCAAUUCCAUCCAUCCCAGAGGCCCAGCGUUGGCUGCGGCAGGCCAGGAGUGACCUACAGGCAGCCCUCAAUGACACCAGGCACAACUGCCCGAACUGGGUCCUCUUCAAGUUGCACCAAACCCUGGAGAAGGCACUGGUGGCUGCUGUGCUUUGCCAUGGUGAGGCCCUUGAGGCGCCAGUGGGGCUGGUGGAGCUAGCCCAAUGGCUGGAGGUGGUGGAGCCAAAGCUCGAGGGCUUGGCAGAGGAGGUGAAGUGGUUGCGUGGCUGCGGUGUGGACGACAAGGCCACACAGUACCCAAGUUACCACCCCUUCCCCAUCACCCCUAGCGAGGCCUUCCAUGGUAUGGAUGCGAAGAAGGUGCUGAAGCAGGCACAAGGAGUGCUGGGGAGGCUGCAGGACCACGUGGGUGGACUGUGAGCACGUUCCUACAAAAGGGACACUGGCAGCUGGGCCACGAGAGCACCAUGGCUCCAGCUGGGACUUGCCACAGACCUGCCAUGGACUCGCCACAGACCUGCCAGAGGCAAUUCAAGCCUGUAGGAAGGGUCUGGGGUCAGACAGGGGUCCUAGGCCACUGAAGGUGACAGGGCAGCAUGUUCUGUUGCAUGCCUUGAGGGUCGGGGAAAUAAAGUACAAUAAUAAAUAUUGCAGUGCUGGUGGAUCCUUCAGUAACAGUGCAGUCAGGGGCAUGGAGAGGUCAUGGACAACUGGUGGGUAUCUUCUCCACCCUUAACCUUCUUGGGCUGCAGGUGGGUGUCUGCUCCACCUUAACCUCCUUGGGCUGCAGGAUCACAGCUUGCUUCACCACGGUCUUCUCAAUGGGCCACAGGGGAAUCUCUGCUCUGGCACCUGGCAUACCAUCUCCCCUUCCGUCUUCUCUGACCUUGGGUCUGCAGAGUUGUUCCUCUUACAUGUUCCCACUACUCCUGCCCAGCUGCUGCUGCACAGCAGUUUUUACUCCUUCUUAAAUACUUUAUCCCAGAGCUACCAACAUUGCCGAUGAGCUCGGCCCUGGUCAGCGGUGGGUCCAUCUUGAAGCUGGUUAAAAUUGUCUCUGGUCAACGUGGGGACAGCUACUGGUGUCUUCUCAACACAAGCCACCCCUGCAGCCCUGCCACUUCCUAAACAAGGCCACAUAAACCCAACACAAAGAUGAUGAGAUGGUGUCAAAAGGAGAACGGGGGACUCAAGAGGGCACAAGGCAGGUGAAGUAACAGGAAAAGCUCCAAGUUUCAAUGGGUUGGAGUAAUUGCCAUAGUCCCAGAGGUCAUCACCAAAGUCCA